This is a messenger RNA of Ziziphus jujuba (common jujube), 3993 nucleotides long. RefSeq names its product glutamate receptor 2.8-like. Bases 61 to 2715 code for a protein of 884 amino acids. Gene Ontology annotation, molecular function: ligand-gated monoatomic ion channel activity; signaling receptor activity. The transcript has 5 exons. NCBI's taxonomy places the organism in Eukaryota, Viridiplantae, Streptophyta, Magnoliopsida, Rosales, Rhamnaceae. The record is from RefSeq and is a predicted model, not a curated record. Gene Ontology annotation, cellular component: plasma membrane.
AUUUUUGCCCAUCAUAAGGAGAUAGAGAAAGAGAAAGACAGAGACAAUACUAAGCACAAAAUGUACAGACUUUUCCCUCUCUACUUCUUCUUGAUCUUGGUUCUGAUAUCUACCGAAAACUUCACGGUUGCUGAUCAUAAAAUUGGUAGUGAAACAAUGAAGGAUGGGGGUGUUAUAGGCAUAUUAGGUGCCAUUGUUGAUAACACUAGCCGAGCCUGCAAAGAAGAGAAGGUAGCCAUGAAAAUGGCCAUUGAGGAUUUCAAUUCCAACACAAAUCAAACCUUGAUUCUCCAUAUCAUUAACUCCUAUGGGGAUCCCCUGCAGGCAGCUCUUGCAGCUAGAGAUCUUAUAAGUAAACAGCAAGUGAAAGCGAUUCUAGGACCGCAGACAUGGGAAGAAACGUCAUUAGUAGCCAAGGUUGGGAGCGAGAAUCAUGUCCCUGUUCUUUCUUUUGCUGAAGAUACUCCCAAAUGGGCAAAUGAAAUUUGGCCACUUCUUGUUCAAGCUUCACCUGACCAAUCAAACCAGAUGAAAGUCAUAGCUGCUAUAGUUCAAUCAUGGGAAUGGUUUCAGGUCACUGUAAUUUACGAAGAAGGAGACACUUCUGCCAGUGAAGUUUUACCUCACCUAUCUUACGCCCUGAAAGAAGUAGGUGCAGAGAUUACUCAUUUUCUACCACUCCCACCUUUUGUUUCCUCCUCUUUGCUGUCUGAAGAGCUUGAAUGGCUAAAAGGAAACCAAACCAGAGUUUUUGUUGUUCAUUUGUCCUCUUCGUUGGGAGUGAGCCUAUUUGAAAAGGCAAAAGAAAUGAAUAUGAUGGAAAAUGGCUAUGUAUGGAUCACUACUGAUCCUUUUACAAGCCUUGUUCAUUCAUUCAAUUCCUCCGUCAGUUCCUCCAUGCAAGGAGUUCUCGGAGUUAAGCGAUAUUUCUCAGAAGAUUCUGACCCUUUUCGUGAUUUUGACAACAGAUUUCCUAAAAGAUUUCGCUUAGAACAUCCCGAAGAGGACGACUAUGAGCCUGGUAUUUUUGCAGUGCAGGCUUAUGAUGCUGCAAUGACGGUAGCUUAUGCAAUGAAGAAAAGCAGCAAAAUAGGGGGUCAAAAUUUGUUAGAAAACAUUUUGCAAAGCAAAUUUCAAGGCUUAACAGGGAAGGUUGAGUUUAGUACUAACCAAAAAUUACCUCCAGCAGACAUUUUCCAAAUCAUCAAUGUAAUAGGAAAGAGUUAUAGAGAACUUGGGUUCUGGUCUGAAAAAUCAGGUUUCUCUGUGAGUUUAGGUGAAAAUGCUAAGAACUGCUCUUCCAUGGUCGUUUUGGGGCAAGUAUUUUGGCCAGGGGCAUCUACGUCUGCUCCAAAAGGUUGGAGUCCAACAAAUUCAACCCCACUGAGGAUUGGUGUCCCAAACAUAUCAAGUGUUUUUCCACAGUUUGUGAAAGUAGAGCAAGAUGAUCAAUUGGGAAAUAAUUUUUCUUUCAGUGGAUUUUCAAUCAAGGUCUUCGAAGAGACUUUGAAGAAGCUGCCAUACAAUUUUCCUUACGAAUUCAUACCCUACAACAGUGACACAUAUGAUUCUUUAGUGGAGCAAAUUCAUCUCAAGAACUUUGAUGCUGUAGUUGGUGAUGUAGCAAUUCUGGCCAAGAGACAGAAACAUGCAGAAUUCACACAUGCUUACACAGAACCAGGAUUGAUGAUGGUUGUCCCUGUUCGACAAGAAACGCGUAAUAGAGCUUGGUUGUUCAUGAAGCCUUUCACAACAUCCAUGUGGGUUUUCAUAGUACUUGUCAAUUUUUACAAUGGCUUUGUGGUCUGGUUUAUAGAGAGAAACCAUUGCCCUGAACUCAAAGGCUCCAUAAUUAACCAAAUUGGAACUUUGAUUUGGUUAGCCUUCUCCACUCUUUUCUCCUUACAUGGGGAUAAAUUACAUAGCAACUUGUCUCGGAUGACAAUGGUGGUGUGGCUAUUUGUGGCACUGGUCAUCACACAGACAUACACGGCAAACCUUACCAGCAUGCUCACCGUCCAAAGGCUCGAACCCACCAUAGCCAACGUUGAUAUACUGCGUAGCACCAACGCCAUGGUCGGUUAUUGCAGGGGAUCCUAUGUUCGAAGAUAUCUAAAUGAAGUCUUGGGAUUCAAGGACAACAACAUAAAAAAUUUCUCCACGGCAGAAGAAUAUGCUAAAGCCCUCAGAAGCGGAGAAAUAGCAGCAGCUUUUCUUGAAGUCCCUUUGGCCAAACUAUUCCUUGCAAAAUACUGCAAAUGGUUUGUCACAGCUGGACCAACCUAUAAAGUUGGAGGCUUUGGAUAUGCAUUUCCAAGGGGUUCUCCAAUGCUUCCCAGUAUAAAUGAGGCACUACUAAAGGUAUGCGAAAGCGGGAAAAUUCUCGAGUUGGAGAAAAAAAUGCUUGCAUUUGAGAAGUGUGAAGACGUGGAUGAAAAAGGUGAAGAAAGUACUCAAAGUCUCAGCACCAAUAGCUUUUUGGUACUGUUCAUAAUCACAGGAACCACAUCCACCAUUGCUCUGGUGUUUUACUUGUGUCUUGUGUAUAAAUCAAAGUUUGAGCCAAAAAAAUGGAUGUGGAGCUUAAUGAUGGUUGUGAUGAAAUACCGGGGAUAUGGAAAGAGAAUGUUCUCCAGAAGAGUGAGUGAUGUUCCUGAAAGUGGCAGGAAUUCCGUGGAUAAUGGAUCUCAUUCUCAUACACAUACUUUAGUUUAGACAAACAGAUCAAGCCCAAAUUUUUUGGCAACAAAUUGAAGCAUAUAAUCUUAGAAAUUUUUGCAUUUCUUGUGGUGUCUCUGCAGGGUAUGUUUAAUUAUCGACACAUUUUAUUGUUGUAGCUUUGAACUCAUAUUCAACUCAAAUUUAUGUUUAAUUAUCGACACAUUUUAUCGUUGUAGCUUUGAACUCAUAUUUAACUCAAAUUUGUUUAUGUUCUAAUGAACUUACUAUAGAAGCAUAUUCUUCGGAAAAUUUCAAGCGGUAUAUAUGAUUUACAAAAGAAGCUAGCAGAAUUCGUUCAAAGCUUUCAAACCAUCAGUCUUUAUAGAUAUGCGACCCAUUGUUUCCUGCUUUUUAUUUCAUUUAAAAAAAAAAUUAAAGGAUAUAUUACGGUAUUCAUCUUCGUUUUUCAAUUUUUAUCUAAUCAAUUUUUAUUUUUUUCACCUUUUGUUUCUUGUUUAAUGUAUAAAAUUUUAAUUUAAAAUCCUAUUAACAAAGCUGUUACCAAAUGACAAAUUAAACUGACUAGUCUCAUACUUUUAUCAACGUUUUUUGACCAAGACUAAAUACCAAAAAUUCCUAUAUAACUUUAGAUAUGAAAAGAUACGGCAACCUUAAGAUCUCCGUCUACAAAUUUAUCGAAACAAAAUUCAUAUCCAGGACAAAAAAUAAAAAGAACAAAAAAAUCUAGACUAGGGAAAUAGAGAAGAAGAAACCUGCACUGAAAGUGUCUAUUUCUUGACCUAUCUCCUCAAGCCAUGCAUCCACGUAUUGAAGAACUAUUUUCCUUUAUUUUGACUUUUCUAUUACAUAUAUAUGUAUACAAAUAUAUAUAUAUAUAUAUAUAUAUAUACUUUUUUUUUUCUGUGGUUAAUAUUGAAAUUAAUUAUUAAUCAUAUAUGAAUGUUAUUGUACAAUUAUACAGGCUUCAAAUAUUUUCUUUUGAAUAAAUAUUCAACACCUAUACGAUCUUUUUUCUUACAAUCCGAACAAUCGACCAAGAAAAAUACUCGUUAUAUACAAUAUAUAUACACAAACAUACAACACGACAAGAAAAAUAUUUCUGUAGCUACAGCUAAUUACCACCAAUUCUCCACUAAAAUGGCCAGCACUGUUCAUCCCCUCUUCUCAGUCUUGGCCUUGUUUUUGUUACUUGUACGAGAAGCAACAGCUCAUGGAAUCACGAAUACCAGGGAAGAAACCCAACUUAUAGCAGCAAUCUUAAACUGCAGUCUCGAGCCGGUAAAGAAGCCAAGGUGGCUAUGGAAAUGGCAA